Messenger RNA from Chlorocebus sabaeus (green monkey), 2245 nucleotides. Lineage: Eukaryota; Metazoa; Chordata; Mammalia; Primates; Cercopithecidae. The record is from RefSeq and is a predicted model, not a curated record.
CUGCAGGGCGCUGGAUGACUCAGGAACGCAGGCGCGGGUGCUCGACUCCUGGGAUGCUUAGGCAGUUUGGAUCGCCCUCGGGAGUCUGCAGAUUGGGACCGACCGUCAGUGCUGGGCGCGACCUCUGCCUGGACCUGGCUCUGGAGAGCCUGCAACGCCACCCCUCCCUCCUCCCGCCCCCACCCCCCGUCCCCACCCCCACACACACACACCCUUCACUUGCUUACUCAGUGAAGAACCGGCUUCAGAAGGCACCGGGUCCAAACCCUCGUUUUAAAGGACUGGAAGCUAGAGAAGGCAGGUGACUUCAGUCAAGGUCACCGGCAUCUGAGGGACGAGCCCCGCAUGGCCUCUCGUUGCUGGGCAGCACCCAGCGCGCGCGCCCACCGGCCGCUGGCGUCAGGGAAGGCGGCCCAGGGCACAGGUGGAGGGCAUUGGGGGCGAGGCGCGCGGUGGCGCAGCCAGGAAAUCCCGAGCCCACUGGGCCACCCCCCCCCCCCAACCCCGGGAGCACGGGCACGUGCGCAGCAGCUUACCGCGCGCCCGCGAGGGCGGGGGCUUCCCCUUCCCCGCCCCCUUGACUUUCACAGUCUAGUCCCGCUCUCCGCCCGCCGCCCGCGGAAGUCUCACCGCGCAGCAGCACCCCCAGCCCCGGCGGUUCCGGGGACCCAAGGGCGCGGUGCAUAGGGGGCCCGUAGUAUCCAAACUGCGAAAGAGGAGCAAGAGGAGGAAGAAGAGAAAGAUGUGGAGGAGGAGGGGAGAGAGGGAAAAGGAAGAGAGGCAGAAGACUAGUAAAAAAUGGGCUCGGGGGGCGCAGAGGGGUUGCGGUGGGGUAGAGAGGCGUGGACGCCGAGCGAGUCCGGUGCCUCUCGAAAGCCUCGCCGGCCGCCCCGCCGGGCCGCGCAGCUCCGCCAACUCCCAGGCCGGCCCAGGCCGGAGCGUGGCGCCAGUCGGGAGGUUGCAGAGUUCCUGGAGCUCACAGCUGAGCCCGAAGGAAGUCGCCCUCAAUGGGCACGAAGCGGGACCCAGGCACGCCCGCGCGGUCACGUCCAGAUCUGCGGUCCUCCGACAGACGCAGGCCUGCUGCGCCUUCGCCACACACCCCCACUUGUGGGCCUGGACUCCGACUCCGCAGUUACGCCGGGAUAUCUCUGGGCAUCCAACCACCUCCCCUCCCCCAUACUCUUUUCCUCUCCACCCGACCCCUUACUAGGAGCAGCUUCUAGUUGCAGCUCAACACUCCUCCGCGCCAAGCACCCAACUCCUGGCCUUGCCUACAGUCACCCACAGACCUAAUGAUCGACUGAGCGCCGCCGUAAUGGCCCGAGAUGACACCAGGAGACUCCCUUGCUGUGCGCCUCCGGUAGACGCUGAACGUAGCCCCUUCUCUCACACUUCUAGGACACAAAAAUACCCGACAGCUCAAAAUCGCCGAACCACAUCUUUUCAUGCUUUGAAAACUUCUGCCCAAGCCUGUGGCAGGAGCAUGUCCAACUGUGAUUUGGGUUUCUUUUUAAACAUCUAAUCAAAGGGAAGAGGGGAGGGAUUCGCAACUAAAUGGUAGAUGUUUUCAAGCAAGUCUUUACGUAGCCCCAAACCUACUAUAGUAUUCGGCCAUUCAACCCCCAAACAUCUCUGCCUGCCUUUAUGUUCGGAUCUCACUCCAUUAUUUGUCAGCACAAAGUCCUAAACCUGCAAAGCGAUAGCUGUGAGGGACACCAAACCCAUACCUGCCCGUCCCCUACCUUCCAGGCAACCGGUGUCAAUCUCCUCACUAUAAUUCCCAACAUCCCUGCCUGAAGUGAGGAGAACGGUAAUUUAAAUAAUACAGCGGGAGCGGAGAGGACACACUGUUUUUGAAAGACUGUAAGCAUUCUGCUCUGUUCCACUCUGCGUCCUUACACUUGCUGAGCACUGACACCAAAUUUAAACGGCGUAAUUAUAACUGAUGUAAUUAUAAAGAGCUAUAAAGGGCAAUGACCUCAAGUGGAUGUUUUUUCCCAGGUACCCUACAAGGUUUGCACAAGCAAGAAAGCAUCGUGUAGCCGAAAUGUUGGAAAGUAUAGAUGCUGCAAAACCUCGUUCUGAGGCUGAAAACUAUGAAUUGUGGGUGUAUUUCCUUCUGCGGUGCAGAAAAAGAACAACCAAAAAGCAAGCAACAAGGGGAAAUGUUAUUUAUUUUAAUGACACCAAAACUACCAAUCCUAGCAAUUUAUUAAAUUAAAAUCAUAGUCCUUUAAGUGUA